Molecule: messenger RNA, 396 nt
Organism: Colletotrichum chrysophilum
Lineage: Eukaryota; Fungi; Ascomycota; Sordariomycetes; Glomerellales; Glomerellaceae
Exons: 2
Coding region: 1-396 (131 amino acids)
Source: RefSeq, a predicted model, not a curated record
AUGCGCCCCCUCGCAAACCCCAAAGGCCACCCCAAAUACCCCUUCAACUCCCCCGGCAGCCCCUCCUCGAUCCCCUCCAGCCAAGCCAGCGUCACCCUCGCCCGGAACCGUCCCUCGCGGCUCCCCCCCCGGCGGUGGUUGAUCAUCUCGACCACCUGCGCAAGCAGGAAGAAGUGCCCCAGCAGGAUCCGCGCGGCGUGGUUUCCGGGCGCGCUGAAGCGCACGAAGUCGUCGCUGCUCAUCUCGCCGAGGCGGUUGUACAUUGCCGCGAACUCGAGACUGCCCACGAACCCGUCCAAGACCUCCCGCCGCUCUGCCUCUCUGACGUCCUCCAGCCUGGGGGCUCUACUGGGGUGCUGGUCCGGCUGCAGCAGGGACCGGAAGCCCGAGACGUAG